UUCAGAUUUUGAUAUCAAAGAUGAUUAUGUAUUAUAUAGUUAAACUUAAUUCAAGCACCUUUACUGGAAAUGUUUGUGUUCUUUAUUAAGCAUGUCCUUAAUAAUAGAAGAUCGAAAAACAUGUCAAUUCUGAGCGCUCUAUUAAUACAUACAUUGCCUGUUAACGCGAUAGAGCAGUCAAGAAAAAUGCCCGAUUUCCUCCCCCCCCCCCCUAUUCUUCUUUAAUCUUUAUUCAAAAAUUUUGACUUUAAGCUUUCAAGCUUCUAAAUUUUGUCGGAACUAAAUAUCAUGAUUAUAAUUUUUGUAAAUAGAUGUUGGCUUUAUAGCUGUUGGUUUAUCAAUAUGCUGUUACAAGCGUUAACGUUGCGGAAUUAAGACAAUAUGUUUUUCUAAUUUUGAAAUAAUGUGCACAUUAUUUAUUGGAAAUAAAAAUAAUUUCCAAUUUUUCAUUCCAGUGUCAUUCAUUUUAAGCCACUUGUUUCAAGAAGCACCGAGCUUGUAGCAAGGUUAGAGCUACUACAGUGACAAUUUUUUGUACCAAGGAUUGCCAAGGGUUCUGCAAUAGAAUUUUCUGUUAUAUGUUAUGUCACCAAAUGUACAUUAAAAAUCCCUAUAUACUGCACCUAUUCGAAAAGUUGGCGACAAGAGAACAAAUGAACAAAUAUAAAAUGAAAAUCAAUAGCAAAACUGAAAUUGUAAUCGGUUCUCUUCGAAUUAUGUAGCAAGUGGUGACAAAGAGCGAAAGAGUUGCUUUCGUUAUCAUAUUAAGAAAGUACGUGAACAGAAUGUUUCUUUCAGCGUUCCGCCUUUCAUUUCUUCGUUUCGGCGUUCCAAAAAAUCAUUUUCAAAUAAAGCUUCUUCGUUUUGCAUGUUUUUAUUCGCAGUUUGCCGCGAGACGUGGUCCUUCUUGUCCCUUCUUGUCCAGUGAACACUUUCCAUAGCAUACGGUUUCCAGAACACCUUGAAGUUUUGCCUCUGGUGUUGCCAAACAUUUUAUUUGCGAGGAAGCAUUAGAUUAAUUUUUCUGUAAAUGGUAGAAGAAGAGAGAAAGGGGCUGUAAAGAGUUUUUAAAAGCUUGUGAAUGUUGCAGUCAGCAAGUUAUGCUAACGUUUCUAACUGAAGAAGCUACAAAAAGAAUGCCAAAAAGACAUGGUAAUCAUGCCUGAUGCUUUAGUGAAAGGGAACAGGCAAUUGAAGCAUUGCAGCUCAUGUUGGUUGGCUCAUACUUUGAAGAGAAACAGCAAAACAUUUGUAGGAUUUAGAAUUUUGUGAUGAAUUGAGUGAAAGGCAAAGCGGUUGACACCAUGGCAUCAACAAUACGAGUAUUUCAACAUGCCAUAAACUUGUUCUUUUCGAAAGAAACUUCAUGGCAAAACGUCUUAAUGUUAAAGAUAAAAAAUUGCAUUUGUAGACAAAGUUGUUGAUGCAGUAAAUACAGAUGGAAUUAUAAAAACUGCUAAAGAACACGCAAGCAGAGUAUUUGAGGAAGAUAUUUUACUUCAGCUAGUUGAUGAUAUAGUUGGUUUAUUUGUUGCCAAUGGACCUCAAAUAUUUUACAGUUGUGAUUCACUAACAUGAUUGGCAACAUUUCUUUACUAUGUAAUGGACCUCAUAAAGAUAUUUAGGGUGAAAGAAGGUAAAGAAUUUGAAGUAAUUAAUUAGAAAAGAAAUUAAUUAGUGAAAAGAAUUGAUUAGAAUUUGAAGUUCCUUUAGAAUAAUGGGUUGGUUAUCAGGCUAGCUAAGGUGCUACACUUUGGCCCACGCGCAGAAUCUACGGAGGAGAAAAAGUAGAGGCUGCACGCAGGCUCGGACAGUUAGGGCCCGCAGAAGCUAUCUGUUUGGUACUUUGGCCAAUACAUGAGGAUUAUAUUAACACAAAAAUAGUGUCGAUAGCCUGAUUCUUGUUGUUUGCAUAGUGAUAAUUGGACAUUAACAUUGCCGUCCUUUGCGUGCAUCUUAUUAUUUUUUCUCACAUAUUUGCUUACUUGCUUUGGAGAACUUUUCCCGCCAAUUUCUGGAUCGAGGCUGAUAGAAAAUGGUGAACAAUUUUUCUUUGGGAGGGUAAAAAAGAAGCAGAAAGAUAAAAUGAAGUUGGACGUUUACCAGAAAAUUGUUGAUUUGAUUCAGGCAGGAUCAUAUAGAACAAAAACAGAGUGCUUAAAGAAGUUGCAAGAAAUUUACCCGGAGUUUUCUGAAGGUACUUUUCACAGCAUCUAUUCUCAAGAAACUCAGCGAAAGAUAAAACUUAACAUGAAGAAGCAUCGCCGCCCUGAUGUCGCGCAGUCCUAUUACGAAAGGUGCAUGAGGCAUUGCGAUUCUAAUGGUAAACCUGGCAUCAUAGUUCAAAUAGCCAAUGAGGUUGAUUUUCCUCCAGUAAUGAUAGCAAGAAUAAUCCUUGGCGAGUAUUUAAGAAGAACCAAGUUCAAAGAGGCUGGAACAGUUCCUAAGGGCCACAUAACUCUAUUGUUGAAAGAUCCAAAUCUUAUUGAGCAUGAAAACCUGGCUAAAGAAGUUGUAUUGUGUCUAGAGUCUGACGAAGAUUGUGGUCCUGAUAAUGAUGCCAUGAAGAGGAAAAUUGGCGAAGAUUAUGAAACCCACCUGAAAGAAAUACUAGCAGAAAAAAAUAUUCCAUUUCUUGAUGAAGCAAGACAACGACAAUUAGGCUUCGAUAAAACACCAGAUUGCAGGCUUGAAGUACCUAUUGCUGUGGAUGGCUACGUCGUAAACUGGAUCGAAAGCAAGGCAUCAUUUGGAGACGAGGAAAGUCAUACUAAUUAUCUCAAAGAUCAAUUUUGGAGCUACACAAAUCGAUUUGGAUCAGGAAUGGUUAUAUAUUGGUUUGGUUUCAUCGACCAGCUUGACAAUAACAAGAACAGAGGUAUCGUUUUAUACGAUCGAUUUCCUCAACAAAUAGUCACUCUGGAUAUGCUGCUAUGAGAAUGCCUAUCGUUUUCAAAAUGAAUCUACCUACAACAGACAUUCCUAUCUACUAUGCUCGAUCUUUUUGCUACAAUUUCCGACUAUCUAUUUUAUUAAUUAACCUUGGUAGAAAGUCUGGGCUUAAGAAUCCCUAGACGCUGCAAACGUCGCCUGAAUAUUUGGUUAUCUUUGCCCAAAAAGCCUGCUGGAAUUGCUGAAAUUCUCAAUUCAUUCAGUUUGAGCUCUGCAAAGGCAAGAACGCGAACAUUUGAUAUGACAUUUUAAAAUGAAACAAAAUCUACGUUGAAUUUCUUCAGAUGGCAGGACCAAAAAGGUCGCAGACACCAGAAUACUCGAUAAGCAGUUUUCUUUUCUUAUGUUUUUAAGAGCAAAAUGAAAAUACAAACAAAUGUUUUUAUUGCUUACUUUAAAAUAAACAAACAUCAAGGUAGUCUUGUGUAUCAUAAAUUUCUGCAAAUAGUUAUUUCAUUUUGUACCAGAAAUUGAAGUUAAUGUACUCUUUAUUAAAAUUUCACUAUGUAGAAAGAUCUUUCCUUGCCAUAGAAAAUAUGCAAUGUCUUUUGUGAGCUUUACAACACUAGUUGACACAUUAAUAGAGUUCUUAAAAGUAUGACGUCAUUAAAAUUUAUUUUCAGAAUUUUUGAAUUCUGACCACGUAACCGAAAAGAACAAUCAAAUAUGUCUAAAUUCGGUUAAGAUAGGCAAAUGGAAAAAGUUCGCUCACAGAUUACUUAUGUAUUUGUAUGUCUCAAAAAGUUAUGAACAGGGGCCUCACGUGGCCAUAGCUCAGCCAAUUUCUGCUUCAUUUGACUGAUUUUGCAAAACAAGGGGUAUUUCAUUGUGCUUUUUAAGUUAUCUUAUUCAAAUUGAAAUAUUCUGAAAAGGAUUUAUUCGACAUCGUGACUAAAGAACACUACUUUACGUGUAUAUAAUCGAUAUAGAAUGUAUUAAUAAAUUUAAAAUAGGAUUUGCUAAAAUUUUUAUAUCUUUUUGAUAGCAUUGUUGUCUACAACUUUAACCAGCAAAUCAGUGAUAGAUAAAAACAUCGAUUCUCGUCCUUGCCUGAACUAUUGGGAUUUAAUUCUGUCUUUAGUGAAACAGUAAUUUUGAUACUUUGAACUGACAAUGAAACCGUUUACUCUCUCAAUUUAUGAUAACUUUAGUAGUUUUCUUGGGAAAAUCUAGUUUUUUGCGGUACCGUUAAAUUAUUUGAAAUCUUAUCGAAAAUACUGAUGUUGUUGUCUUGCUCAAUAUACUGCAAGUUUAGUUCUGAAUGUUUUUGAGGCUACGUCACAAACUGC
This is a messenger RNA of Rhopilema esculentum, 4241 nucleotides long. Its product is annotated as CDAN1-interacting nuclease 1. The record is from RefSeq and is a predicted model, not a curated record. Lineage: Eukaryota; Metazoa; Cnidaria; Scyphozoa; Rhizostomeae; Rhizostomatidae.